Messenger RNA from Brienomyrus brachyistius, 4460 nucleotides. Its product is annotated as dystrophin-related protein 2-like. Gene Ontology annotation, molecular function: protein binding; zinc ion binding. Gene Ontology annotation, cellular component: plasma membrane. The coding region runs from base 81 to 2855 and encodes 924 amino acids. The transcript has 23 exons. The record is from RefSeq and is a predicted model, not a curated record. Gene Ontology annotation, biological process: synaptic signaling. Lineage: Eukaryota; Metazoa; Chordata; Actinopteri; Osteoglossiformes; Mormyridae.
GUUCUCCAUCAGUGCCGUGUUCCUGCUAGGGUCAAGGAAGUCUGUUUUCAGCCGAUGGGGGUGUCUUGCUAUGUCACAUUAUGGUACCGGCGUGGCCCCCCUGCCCGGGAUGUUUCCGUGUGCCUGCCCGUCGGACGUGGGACUCUGAGGGGUGUGAGCUCGGCACACAGUCCAGGGGGCGCCGUGUGGGACGCGGAGACGCUGACAUGAACCUGUGCUGGAGUGAGAUCAAACGCAAGUCGCACAGCAUCCGGGUACGUCUGGAGGCCUUAUCGGACAACAGUGGGAAGCUGCAGCUGUCUCUGCAGGAGAUCAUCGAGUGGCUGACUGGGAAGGACGAGGAGCUGUCAGAGCAGCUACCCGUAGGGGGCGACGUGGAGACCGUCCAACAGCAGAGGGAGCUACAUCAGGCCUUUAUGGAGGAAGUGAAGUCCAGGGGACCGUUCAUCUACUCGGUGCUGGAGUCAGCCCAGGCCUUCCUGACGCAGCACCCCUUCGAGGAGGCGGAGGAGACGCUGGCUGACAGUAAAGAUGCAUCGCCACGGCGACGGGCCCUGAACGUGAGCCGUGCCGUGUGGAAGCAGGCCAGCGUGGCGGGCGACCUGUGGGAGAAGCUGACAGCACGUUGCGUGGACCGGCACCGGCACAUGGAGCUCACGCUGGAGCAGCUGCUGCAGGCACAGGCCGCCAUGGGGGGGCUGGCUGGCGCUCUGCAGCAGGCCGAGAGCGUGCGCGACUCCUGGGAGCCCGUGGGCGACCUCUUCAUCGACGCUCUGCAGGAGCACAUUGAUGCCACCAAGCUGUUUAAGGAGGAGCUGACUCAGGUGAAGGAGGGCAUGCAGCACAUCAAUGACCUGGCACACCAGCUGGCCGUCUCGGACGUGCACCUGACUGUGGAAAACGCCCGUUGCCUGGAGCAGCUCAACAGUCGCUGGAAGCUCCUGCAGAACUCCAUCGAGGAAAGGCUAAAGCAGCUGCAGGAUGCCCACCGAGACUUUGGCCCUGGGUCACAGCACUUCCUCUCCAGUUCAGUGCAGAUGCCGUGGGAGCGAGCCAUAUCGCCUAACAAAGUGCCAUACUACAUCAACCAUCAGGCCCAGACAACCUGCUGGGACCAUCCAAAGAUGACAGAGCUGUACCAGGCGCUGUCGGAUCUGAACGACAUCAAAUUCUCUGCGUACCGGACGGCUAUGAAGCUUCGGCGGGUGCAGAAAGCCUUGAGGCUGGACUCGCUGCCGCUGGCCAGCGUGGUGGAUGUCUUCCGGGAGCAGGCGCUGGAGCAGCUAGAACACAGCAUGGACGUGGUGGAGGUGAUCCACGCACUGACGGGCCUGUAUGAGCGACUGGAAGAGGAGCGCGGUGCCCUCAUCAACAUCCCACUCUGCGUCGACAUGUGCCUCAAUUGGCUGCUCAAUGUGUAUGACAGUGGUCGCAAUGGGAAAGUACGGGUCUUGUCCUUCAAGACAGGUCUGGUGUGCCUUUGCAAAGCUGACAUCCAGGACAAAUACAAGUACCUGUUCAGCCAGGUGUCGGGGCCCGGUGCGCUCACAGACCAGCGGCACCUCAGCUUGCUGCUGCAUGAGGCCAUCCAGAUCCCACGCCAGCUGGGCGAGGUGGCUGCCUUUGGGGGGAGCAACGUGGAGCCCAGCGUGCGCAGCUGCUUCCGAGUGGCCCCGGGGCGGUCCGCCAUCGAGCUGGCCCACUUCCUGGAGUGGAUGAGCCUGGAGCCGCAGUCGAUGGUGUGGCUGCCGGUGCUGCACCGUGUGACGGCCGCCGAAUCGGCCAAGCACCAGGCCAAGUGCUCCAUCUGCAAGCAAUGUCCAAUCAAAGGCUUCAGGUACCGCAGUCUGAAGCAGUUUAACGUGGACAUCUGCCAGACGUGCUUCCUGACAGGACGCACCAGCAAGGGCACACGGCUGCACUACCCCAUUAUGGAGUACUACACGCCGACCACCUCUGGGGAGAAGAUGCGCGACUUCGCCAAGACGCUCAAGAACAAGUUCCGGUCCAAGCAGUACUUCAGCAAGCAUCCACAGAGAGGCUACCUUCCCGUGCAGUCUGUGCUGGAGGCAGAGGCCGUGGAGAGCCCCGGCUCCUCCCCCAAGCUCCCGCACGCCGACACGCACUCCAGGAUCGAGCACUUCGCCAGCAGACUGGCAGAGAUGGAGAACCAGACCUGCACCUUCUUCACAGGCAGCCUGUCUCCCGACGAAAGCCUGGAUGAAGAUCAGUACCUCCUCCGUCACUCCAGUGCUGCCCUCGAUCUGGACUCCCCCACGGGACAGCAUAUCUUGGGCGCCAUCGACUGUGGGGACAAGGACGAGCUGCAGAGGACGCUGGAGCGGCUGGAGAAUGAGAACAGGGUCCUGCAGGGGGAGUACCGGCGACUGAAGUGGAGGCACGAGGAGGCUGCAGCCUCGCCGCAGCUACUGGGAGGACCGCCUGGCUCACCAGCGAGUCACCAGGACGAGGAGCUGCUGGCGGAGGCGCGGGUGCUGAGGCAGCACAAGACCCGGCUGGAGACCCGCAUGCAGAUCCUGGAGGACCACAAUAAGCAGCUGGAAUCCCAGCUGCAGAGGCUCAGGGAGCUGCUGCUUCAGCCCAAAGAUGAUUCGGAGGCCAAUGGAUCAACGGCGUCCUCCCUGUCUUCGCCUGUGUCGGCGGGCGGUUACCCACGGCGACGGCACAGCCGAGAGACCCCAGACACAGAGGACGCUGGGGACGAUGAGAAUGAGGACCAACGUGACACGGUGCUGCAGCUACAGGAGGUCAUCGAGCAGCUGCGUAAUGUCUUCCCGUCCGAGGCAGGCGCAUCCAGGAUGAGGCCCGAGCGGCAGGCCGCUCCUCGCUCGUGAGUGAAGGAGAAGGACGUUCCACGCCCGACAGAGGGUAAGACAACAAGUUCCCUGGGAGAGACUGCAGCUGGAGCUUACGCUCAGGACCAUGUGACCCACGUUCAUCAAGCGCCUCGUGUUCCAGCCUCGACACCAGUGUGGUUCCAGAAGCUCGUUGCCGUGUCAACACUGUGUUUACCAGCUUUGGGUCCAUAUGAGCUGUGAAGCUUUUUUUUUUUUAAACUCAUGGGGCACGAAACUGAGCUCCGUCUGCACAGGGGACAGAGGAGUGGUCUGCUGUCCCCAAUGUCUCUGUUUCCUUGAACUCCAUCUCACUGCGGCAGAGAAUGGACAGACAGAGCUGUAAGUGACUGUCAUUGUCAGGUGGUGCGUUUUUUUAUCAGCCCCACCCCUGCUGACCCCCCCUGCCCCCACCCCACGGGGUGCUAAGGCAGAAUUGCUGGCCCCAGGUGAAAUAAAGGACUUCAAGCACAGUUCACAUGCCUUAAAACCCUGGGAGAGUCUGCGGACGAUGGUGCGACCCUGGGUCUCCUUUACCACUGUCCCAGUGGCAUUUGUGGAGACCAUAAAUGCACUCGAGCAUCUUCACGACUGAGAAGGAAAUGUCUUAUGGUGAACUGCAGGGCGCUUGAAGGUGACUCUGUGGUAAAAACCAGGAAAAGCAGGUGGCAAAGCAGAGUAGCGUGAGGAAGCCGGUUAGGAAAUCACCGAAGACCGUAUAGUUUUACAUGGUAGCACCAGUGCCAUUUACUGUAACUGACCCAUCCCAGAUUGAAGUGUGUUGUUGUAUGAAUUCAGGACAUGUAGUUCAGCAGUGCUGGUCACCCCAAUAGGGUUCACCGACCUCACCACCAAACACGAAUGUUGGCAAUAAUCCCGUUCCGCAUCUGUAUGGCUCUUCUACCCAUUGUUCUGCUUCGGGUACCUUAACAUGCAGAGAUUGCUGCUUGUUGUGACUUGGUUACUAGGCAACUGUCUCAGCUACAGAACGCUUUCAAGGUGGGGUUGUGUUUUGUAGAAAUAAUAAAUCUCCAUAUGUUACGGCGAUUGAGCGGCUGGCGGAGCGUCUAGUCCCCCAUCGUGCCUCUGUGUUGACACCUCCCCCCUCCCCCCAAUCACUCUUCCAGAUCAGCAUCAUUUCACCACAGAGGGAUAUGAGGGUCAUCAGUGUUUUGCCCACGUGCUUGAAAUCACACAUAUUCUUAGGUCCUUAAACCUUUUAUUGUACUUGGUGAACAUAAAUAAGCACAGCUAACUGCAUUUUCAGUAUUUGGCAAUUCAGCCAGGAAGUGGUGAUUGGUGACUGAGAAACGUAUUGUUGAGAAGUAACCUGUAAUGGAUGAAGGGGAGGUCAUGUGACCCCUGUAUUUGCUGUGACUGUGUGUGAAUCCUAUGGAUUUACAGCAGGAAGUGCUCAUGCUCUCUCUCAGCUGCUAUCACGUUUUAUUCUCAAAGCAGACAGUUCAUUCGCUAUUCCAUUCAUUCAAUAAUGACACAAUUUGUUUUUGUAGAAACUAAAAAGAAGCGAUUUUUAAAAUGGAAGCAUUAUAAAUGGUUGCUUUCUACUGACGUGUACAGAAAUAAAUUUGUAUUUGUCAUAAGCAA